This is a messenger RNA of Linum trigynum, 3003 nucleotides long. The record is from the annotation of a GenBank genome assembly. Lineage: Eukaryota; Viridiplantae; Streptophyta; Magnoliopsida; Malpighiales; Linaceae.
GUAACAACCAUGUCAGAUGCACACCAGAGUUUUGGUACAAUGCCAUACCAGUGUGGCGACCUAUCGACUGACCCACCCGUUAAACCGUUACCAGGAUAGACUGCUACAGUAAAUUCCAAUGCACCUUAUUUUAAUUAGUAGAACCGGAUGUGAAAAUUAUCAACUAGCCGUCUUAGCUCAGCCGGUAGAGCGCGUGGCUUUUAACCACGUGGUCGUGGGUUCGAUUCCCACAGACGGCGUAUGUCUCUAUUUUUAUUAUUUUUGUUUAAUUGUUGUUUAUACCGAGCGGGCUUCAGCCCAAUUUCCCUUGCAUUUUUCUUUCUAACAAUAUGAAAUUUUCAGGCCCGGCCCGAAACAAGGUAAAGUGGACGAAGUGAACUGAGAGGGAAGGAGCCACUUCACUCCUCCGAAUUCUUUUCUUCGUUCUCCCCCUCUGCAACUUGUCUUUAAACCCCUAAUUCCUGGUUGAGCUCCAUCUCCACACUCUCCUCUUCUCUCUUUUCCUCCUUGUCUAAGUGGCCCGUUUCUUGCUCUCCGGAAGCUCCGGCUCUCAGUUUCAGACGCCAGCCGUGCGCAUAACAGGUACUUCCGGCCUUUUAUCAUCAUCCUCUGCUUCUUGAUUUUCUGCAACUUACUCACUCCAGGUAUCUCUCAGUAGACUGUAUUCAUUUCUUCGAAUAAGUUCAGACACUGGACGCGAGUGGCCUUCAUAGUUCCAUUUCCAUUUUAGUGCGCUCGCUCGCUGGUUAGCUUCGUCUUUGUCUCUAACUUCAACAGUUUUCUGUUUUUCAUUACUGACAGCGGCGGGUUGAGUUUUGUGAGUUUUCUGUAAAUUCAACGAGGCUAGUUCAUGGAGUUGGUUCUGAAGGAUGUUAUGGCCUUUUAGAGUCAUGAGUUGGAGGUCGUCUCUGAGAUGAUUGGGGCUCGCUCUUGACACUGUUUUUAUAUGAAUAUAAUGGCCAAAUCCCUCUCCUUCCCAGCUUACCAAUUCCAACCUCUAAUUAACCCUCGAUACUGGCCUCUCCUGCAACGUCAACUCCUUUAUCCCUACAAAUACCCUCCGUCCCAUCUUCAUCGUUCACGUUUAAUCCUGAGGAACCAUUUCCCGCCCCAAUGUCAAAACCCUAGCAACCCAUCUUCACCGUCAUCCACGCCUGCCCACCAGGAAGAAGAAGAACAACAUUUGGAGCAACUUAAAGAAACCCGGGAAGCACUUUCUUUGUUUCUACAAGAGUUUGGUGUUUCCCCUGAGGAUUCUGUGUUCAUUGCUUCCAACGCCCCCAAGUAUGCUAAUAUGUUGGUGGAUAGUGUGAGGGAUUUGGAGGAAUGGAGUGCGUGGAAGAGUGGUGAUGCUGGGGGAGAGGAGUUUGGGGAGUUGAAAGGUUUCAGGGAGAAGGUCGUUCAUAUGGCCAAGGUGAAAGGUGAUAAUGGGAAGGUUGCCUUCUUGGAGAGUAUUGGCUUGAAUUUGUCCUCUGCAAUGAAUGUUGCUCGGUACCUAUCGAAAGAAUCACUUCCUGGGUUAAUUGAUAAGGUUAAGUAUAUGAAGGAUAUUUUCUUUACUAAUGGUGAUGAUAGGAUACUUUUCGGGAAGAAAGCUCGACGAAUGAUGAUGCACUUAUCAAUUCCCAUCGAUGAAGAUUUGCAGCAAACUUUGUCCUUCUUUGAAAAGAUUGAAGCAAGGCGUGGAGGUCUGGAUAUGUUGGGUUUCUCAGAUGCCUCUUUCCGGUAUUUGGUUGAAUCAUUUCCUCGCAUUCUCUCAUUGCCAAUAGAUUCACACCUAAAGCCUAUGGUGCAAUUUCUAGAAAGUAUUGGAAUUUCCUCGAACCGUAUGGGAAACAUAUUCUUACUGUUCCCACCAACUAUCCUUUGGGGUGCCAAGGGCAUUAGAAGCAGAGUUAAAGCUUUUAGAAAUGUGGAAACUGUCGAUAAGAGCAUUGGUAAAGUACUGGUAAAAUGUCCAUGGGUUCUUUCUUCAGGCAUGAUAGAAAAUUACCGGGAGAUCCUUUCCUUCUUUGAUUUGGAGAAGGUUCCGCGAGGGAGUGUGGAGAGAGCAAUUCAAAGCUGGCCUCACAUCUUGGGAUGUUCACCUGGAAAGCUGAAGGUCAUGGUGGAACAGUUUGGUGAUUUGGGUGUUAGAGACAAGAAGUUGGGUCAAGUUAUCGCAACCAGUCCUCAACUACUACUAAGGAAACCUAGUGAGUUUGUCCAAGUAGUUACAUUUUUGAAGGACCUUGGAUUCACCCAGGAUGAUGUCGGAAUGCUUCUCAGUCGGUGUCCAGAGAUUUUUGCUGCAAGCAUUGACAACACUCUGAGGAAAAAAAUCAAAUCUCUGGCUUCUAUUGGCAUUCACGAAGAGCAUCUUCCUCGAGUCAUAAAAAAGUACCCGGAGGUCCUUGUAUCUGAUUUCAACUCAACUUUACUCCCUCGGAUGAAGUACUUGAUGGAGAUUGGAAUAUCUAAGAGAGACGUGGCGUUCAUGGUCCGAAGGUUCUCUCCGCUUCUGGGAUACAGCAUUGAUAAGGUUCUGAGACCCAAAUACGAGUUCCUAGUUCAGACCAUGGAGAAACCAGUGAGAGACGUGGUUGAAUACCCGCGGUACUUCAGCCAUUCAUUGGAGAAGAAAAUAAAACCCAGGUUCUUGGUGCUGAAACGAAGGAACAUAGAAUGUAGCUUGAAAGACAUGCUUGCUAAAAAUGACGAGGAAUUCAACUCGGUGUUCGUCCAUUCUGUAGAAAGGAUGCCUGUUAAGGAUUCUCCGAGUGCAGAUUAGGGAAUAUGUACAUACGGACAAAUUUUGAUCUAGAAGAAUGGCUAGCCUUCUUAGUCUCUCUGGUCAUUUCAAUGCUGAUCGGGGUUAGCUGAGAUCUUCAGUUCAUUGCUUCGUAACUGAUUACAUUCUCUACUGUGGCAACAACUCCAUUUUCCCGAGUUCCACUCCUGGUUGGUUUGGACAUAUGGAAAUAGCUUUCACUUCGUCAGAAGAAACAAAAUGGCUAAUAGGCU